AUGCCAAAGAAAGCCAUCGAUGCGCGCAUACCGGCGCUGAUUCGCAAUGGCAUGGCAGAGAAGAAGCGAUCUUUCUUUGUCAUCGUCGGCGACCGUCAAAAGGAUGUCAUCGUCAACCUCUACCACAUUUUGCUCAAUCUUGACAUCAAGUUGAACAAAUCCGUGCUAUGGGCGUACAAGAACAAGCUUCUGGGGUUCUCCUCUCACCGACAAAAACGGGAGAAGAAGAUUAAGAAGGAGAUCAAAAGAGGUGUCCGUGACACGGACAAUGAGGAUCCAUUCGAGCUGUUCGUCAGCACACAGAACAUUCGAUAUGUGUACUACAAGGAGACGGAGAAGAUUCUGGGAAACACGUACGGCAUGUGCAUUCUGCAGGACUUUGAGGCGAUCACACCGAAUUUGCUUGCAAGGACAAUGGAGACGGUCGAAGGUGGAGGAUUGGUGUUGCUGUUGUUGAAGGGCAUGAACAGCUUGAAGCAGCUGUAUACUCUAUCCAUGGACAUUCACUCGCGAUACCGGACAGAGGCCCAUGGAGAUGUGACAGCGCGAUUCAACGAGCGAUUCAUCCUAUCUUUGGGAAGCUGCGAAUCUUGCUUGGUUGUGGACGACGAGAUGAAUGUCUUGCCCAUCUCGGGUGGAAAGAGCGUGGUUGAAAAGCAAAUCUCAGACGAGGACAACGAGAAGGUCAAGUCGAGACUGGAGCUGGAGGAAAUCAAGGAGAAUCUGGCGGACACAAAACCGGUGGGAGAUCUUGUCAAACUGGCAAAGACAGUCGAUCAAGCGAAAGCACUUCUUACGUUCGUGGAGGCCAUCGCAGAGAAGACACUGGCAAGUACGGUCACUCUCACAGCAGCUCGUGGACGAGGUAAAUCUGCCGCGUUGGGUGUGGCUAUCGCAGCGGCCAUUGCACAUGGCUACAGCAACAUCUUCAUCACCUCUCCCUCGCCCGAGAAUCUGAAGACUCUGUUCGAGUUCGUCUUCAAGGGUUUCGAUGCGCUGGGGUACCUCGACCACUCCGAUUAUACCAUUAUCCAAUCUACAAAUCCCGACUUCAACAAGGCCAUUGUCAGGGUCAAUGUUCACCGACAACAUCGACAGACCAUCCAAUACAUCCAACCUCAAGAUGCAUACACUCUUGGACAGGCUGAGCUGCUCGUCAUUGACGAGGCCGCAGCCAUUCCACUUCCGCUCGUUAAGAAGCUCAUGGGUCCAUAUCUCGUCUUCAUGGCGUCGACGAUCAACGGCUAUGAAGGCACUGGUCGAUCUCUUUCAUUGAAGCUCAUUCAACAGUUGCGUGAGCAAUCAAGAGGCGGCUCCAAACUGCAAUCAGACGAAAAGGUCACUGGAAGAGAAAACGGCAACAAGAAGGACGUCGACUACACACCACGCACAUCUCGCUCACUCCGAGAGAUCACCCUCUCAGAGCCAAUCCGAUACGCUCAAGGCGAUGCAGUCGAGAAAUGGCUCAAUCGACUUCUCUGUCUCGACGCUACACUCCCUCGAGCAUCAAGCAUACAUGGCACGCCCCACCCUUCCGAAUGCCAACUCCUUCAAGUCAACCGCGACACUCUCUUCUCAUUCCACCCCGUCAGCGAGAAGUUUCUCCAAAACAUGAUGGCUCUCUACGUCGCCUCUCAUUACAAGAACACACCCAACGAUCUUCAACUCAUGUCCGAUGCACCCGCCCACCAACUUUUCGUGCUUGUCGCUCCAGUCAAAGAAGACUCCAACCGCCUUCCCGAAAUUCUGUGCGUCCUUCAACUCGCAUUGGAAGGCCAAAUAUCUCGCGAAAGCGUUCUCAACUCACUUUCGCGCGGACAGCGAGCGGGGGGCGAUCUUAUUCCGUGGCUUGUCUCUCAACAAUUCCAGGACUCCGAAUUUGCCGGUCUCUCCGGCGCUCGCAUUGUCCGCAUCGCCACAAAUCCCGACUACGCCAGCAUGGGAUACGGCUCACGCGCUCUCACACUCCUCACCGAAUUCUACGAAGGCAAACACAUCUCCCUCGACGAGUCAUCAUCUUCCCUCCCGAUCUCCACAGAAGAAGCAUCCAUGCCCCGAGUCUCCGACUCCGACAUCGAGAAAUCCUCCCUUUUGACCGACAACGUCAAAAUCCGCGACAUCACCGCGAUGCCUCCUCUCUUCGCCCGCCUCUCCGAACGUCGACCGGCACCUCUAGACUACCUCGGCGUCUCCUACGGUCUCACUCAACCCCUCCACAAAUUCUGGCACCGCGCAGGCUUCGCUCCCGUUUACCUCCGCCAGACCGCCAACGACCUGACUGGUGAACACACUUGCGUCAUGCUCCGCACCCUCGACGCGGACUCCUCCACCGCCGACGGAAGCUGGCUUGCGGCGUACGCGAAGGACUUCCACUCCCGUUUCCUCUCCUUACUAGGCUACCAAUUUCGCGCUUUCGGUAGCGUGCAAGCUCUCGCCAUCGAAGAGAGCGCACGGAAAGGCUUCACCAACAGCUCGUCAUCUAUCGGUACAGCCACCUCUCUCACGAAGAAAGACCUCGACGCGACAUUCUCACCAUGGGACAUCAAGCGCUUAGACUCCUACGCCAACAACAUGCUCGACUACCAUGUCAUUCUCGACCUCCUACCGCGCAUCGCGGCUCUAUACUUCUCCGGACAGCUCGGCACCGGCUCCGACGGCGUGACUCUUUCUGGGAUUCAAAAGUCCCUCCUCUGUGCAAUCGGACUACAGCGAAAAGUCCUCGAAGACCUGGAGAAGGAAUUGGGCGUUGGUAUGUCGCAGCUACUGGCUAUGUUCGUCAAAGUCAUUCGGAAAAUCUCGACUUUUUUGAGGAAGGUGCAAGAAGGUGCGAUUGUGGAGGAGAUGCCGGAUGCUCCUACCUCUGGUGGAGUCGAUCGGGAUGGUGAAGGUACCAUCGAGAUUGAUGGCAAGGCUGUAGCGAAAGAUCUGGCGGACGACUUGCAGGACGCGGCGGAUGAGUUUGUUGAGGACAAUGCCGAGCGAGAGCGUAAGCGCGCGGCGAUUGACAGUCUAGCGCUUGACCGUAUGGGUGGCGAUAAGACGACGGGAGAGGGUUGGGAAGCUGCUGAAAAGGCGGUGAGGGACGAGGUUGAGAGGAAGAAAAAGGGGAAGAAGAGUGGCAAAGAUGAGGUGCUGACCAUUGCGGUCAAAACGGGAAAGGGAGAGGAAAAGAAGAGGAAAGCGGGGCAAGCGCUGGGAGAGGCGUUGAAAGAGGUUGAGGAUGGAGGAGGGAAAAAGAGGAAGGGUGGGAGUGGAGGGAAGAAGAGUGGUAGAUAA
This is a messenger RNA of Zymoseptoria tritici IPO323, 3276 nucleotides long. RefSeq lists its product as uncharacterized. The record is from RefSeq and is a predicted model, not a curated record. Lineage: Eukaryota; Fungi; Ascomycota; Dothideomycetes; Mycosphaerellales; Mycosphaerellaceae. Gene Ontology annotation, cellular component: nucleolus; 90S preribosome. The coding region runs from base 1 to 3276 and encodes 1091 amino acids. Gene Ontology annotation, biological process: rRNA acetylation involved in maturation of SSU-rRNA. The transcript has a single exon. Gene Ontology annotation, molecular function: tRNA binding; ATP binding; 18S rRNA cytidine N-acetyltransferase activity.